Molecule: messenger RNA, 279 nt
Organism: Colletotrichum graminicola M1.001
Lineage: Eukaryota; Fungi; Ascomycota; Sordariomycetes; Glomerellales; Glomerellaceae
Product: isoflavone reductase
Exons: 2
Coding region: 1-279 (92 amino acids)
Source: RefSeq, a predicted model, not a curated record
AUGACCGCAAUCGACCUCGGCAGCCCUGAGGAAGAGACCACGAAGCAUCUCGCAGGUCACGAAAUCGUUAGAUCGGCCAUUGUCGCGAACAAACCGCUGGAUCAAAUUUCACUAGCCAAUGGCUCCAAGAAAGCGGAUGUGAAGCAGAUCGUGCCGUACUCUAGGGAUACUGGCAAAUAUGUCGUGCGCAUUAUCGCGGAUUCCCGCACCCUGAACAACAAAAUUUCUGCAUACGCCGAGUUUUGGUCCCAGAACAACAUCUACAACCUGAUCGAGUAA